AUGGACUUUCUACACGAGACCACAGAUUUAUUCCAAAGAUACAAACUUAAACGUCGGCGCACGGAAAAAAAUGUGCACCAGUUUGAAGGCAAGUCAUCGCCUGAAUUGAAUAUUGCUAGUAUUUCGAUGUGCAAUGAAGGCGAUACUAUUUUUCAUCAGUCGCAACCGAUUGUUAAGGAUGAUGACUUUUAUUUGCAAUUUCACAUCGCUAAUGCUGAAAACAUAUCAGGAAAUUGUUAUUCUAAAUGCCAUGGUAUUACAAAAGAAAAAAGAUGUUCAAAUUUCUCGCUUGUGGAAUCAGCAGAACUAUUGGAUUCUCAGUCUAUUUUCCGAACUAAAGCAAGUUUAUUAGCAACCGACAACAACGCAUUUACUUCAACAUCAAAUACAAAAGAUACAAAUAAAGGCUUAUCAGAACAAAACGAUAUUAUUAUUUCAGAGACAGUACUAAAAAAUGACACUAUGCAAAACAAUCAUACGACAUCUUGUAUUGAUAAACAACUCAGUCUAUCACGAGCAAAUAACGAUGCAUUCAAUCAACAAGCCAAUCACGGUGAUCCCAUGUAUUUUCAGGUAAGAAGCUAUUUAGCACAUAGAAAUAAAAUUCUUCAAACAUACGAGGGCGAUUUGAUUUUGUUUUCAUAAUAACCCCCCCUACAGAAUAGAAGCUUAUCUAAGCAUGAAAUUUUAUAAGGAAUAAGCUAGCUGCUCGUGCUAAAGAAGCGCCCGUUUCUCCUUUGACUGCAGCUAGCUAAAAGAGUAAAAUUUAGCGGAUGUAGCUAGCUACAGGACAAAUCCGCUUCAGUAGUAGUUGCAGCGGGUAUAUAUACAUAUAUAUAUAUAUAGAAUGAAAACACUGAAGGAAGAAAAGAAAACGGAAAAGGUGUUUCUGCAGAGAUUCGAACUCUGCUGCUUGUUUUAAUAAAAUGACAAUAAUUAAAAAUUUUAAAACCAAUGCGGCUAUCAUGUUAAGAAUUUUAAUAAGAAAUCUUAAUCAAAUAAUAAAAAUAAUAAAAAUUAAACAAUUAAAAUUAAAACAUUAAAAUUAUAAUUCGAUAUUUCGACCUAUUAAUACGGUCAUUUUCAAGUUUCUCAUCGUAUAGGAUGUUACAUAAAGUUGAAAACAAAAAU
This is a messenger RNA of Didymodactylos carnosus, 1131 nucleotides long. NCBI's taxonomy places the organism in Eukaryota, Metazoa, Rotifera, Eurotatoria, Philodinida, Philodinidae. The record is from the annotation of a GenBank genome assembly.